ACAGGACAGGUGCGGAGGGACGGUGGUCACAUGGACAGGAGCGCUGCGUUGCGCUGAGAUGGAGGGAGCUCAGCAGCAGGAGGAAUAUGACUCAGCCCUAGCCUGGUUCACAAACUUUCAACUGGCCAGCAUUGUCAGAAAUAGAGUUGUACCAGAAUGGUUCCAUGGCCUCAUCUCUAGGAAGAUUGCGGAGGACCUGCUGGUGUGUAAACCUGUAGGCCACUUCCUGAUCCGCGUGAGUGAGAGCAGGAUAGGAUACACCCUUUCCUAUCGUGGUAAGGAAUGCUGUCGUCACUUCAUGAUUGAUGUUCUGAAGGAUGGCCAGUACAACAUUAUUGGAGAGAAAAUCAAUCACAGAUCACUGCAGGACCUUGUGGAGUUUCACCACCAAGUUCCAAUUAAACCCUAUAAUGACUUAUUGACUUUUGCAUGUGAAAAGGGUGAAGCAUCUAUGGACACCCUUUUAACCACCGUAGUCGGUUCCAGUUUCCCAGACUCCAAGAACUGCUUCCAGACUGCAGGGUGUGCAACAGUUCCUGCUCACAGUGGUCCUUCCAGAUUGUACCCCUGUAUUGAAACAGAAAUAGCUGCAAUGAACUUUCAGGGCUCAAGCCUGGGGGACACUGGUAAACCAGCAGUGCCACCAAAGAUGCAACUGAGUUCCAUCAGCUCACAACUUCCAAAGUUACCACCUAGAGGCUUCCUGUCACAUGGCAACUCUGAAACCAGUGCUGGAAACAUCAUUCCCUCAGAACCCAAUUCCAUGUGUGCUGAAACACUGUCAGCCGAUUCCAGCCAACAGUCAGGGGCUCCGGUGCCCCACCAGAAGAGAAACAAAGCCAUAAUCAGCAUAAUUAAUUUCAAGAAGAAGCACAUCAUGAAAAGGUCCAAAUCAGAGGAGCACACUUACUCUGAGAUCUUCAUGAAGCAUGAGACAGUACCGGAUCACUUGUCAUUUCCAGCUGUAGAGAAUGAAAAUGGGAAUGCUGAGAGAUCCACUGAGAAUGUGUAUCAGGAGCUGCUGGAAGGGAGUCUAGUCCCUGAGGUCAGCAGGGAUUCUGUGCACACUGCUGAUCUCAGUGUCUUUUCAGCUGAGCAAAGGCUACCAACAGAGUACUUACACCCUCCUCCAUUUGCUCCUGGUUACUAACACCAAAAAACACAGUGGAGAAGAACUGGCAAAUGUGGCUUUCAAGAGUUACUUUAAUGUAAAUGUGUUACUUCAAUUCUACUCUUCAAGGCCACUGAAUUUCAUUAGAGAUGGAUUAAAACACAAA
Scleropages formosus (Asian bonytongue) is the source of this 1277-nucleotide messenger RNA. It is a transcript of the gene hsh2d, whose product is annotated as hematopoietic SH2 domain containing. The transcript is spliced from 6 exons. The record is from RefSeq and is a predicted model, not a curated record. NCBI's taxonomy places the organism in Eukaryota, Metazoa, Chordata, Actinopteri, Osteoglossiformes, Osteoglossidae. The coding region runs from base 59 to 1150 and encodes 363 amino acids. Gene Ontology annotation, cellular component: cytoplasm.